This is a messenger RNA of Cinara cedri, 731 nucleotides long. NCBI's taxonomy places the organism in Eukaryota, Metazoa, Arthropoda, Insecta, Hemiptera, Aphididae. The record is from the annotation of a GenBank genome assembly.
AUGAAUAACGAUGAAAAAGUUGAGUUAGUUUUAAUUUAUGGCGAAUGCCAAGGUAAUAUACUUCUAGUUGCUGGGACGUAUGCCGAACAACUCCCAGAAAGAUACCAACUACAUCAUAAUUAUGUUUAAGACUCUUACAAGGAUUAAAUGAAGAAGGAAGAUUUCCUGACAGACAAAUCAAUCAACAAAAGCGUAGAGCAAAUAUGUUUGACGAAGAUACAGAGUUACAGGUAAUAGCUUACAUACAAGCUAAUCCAUGUUCGUCAAUUAAACAUAUUGUUUUUGAAAUUGGAAGUUCAUAUGUUUAUGUCUAAAAAUUUUUUAAGAAAUACAAAAUGCACCCAUAUAAAAUCGACUUUGUCCAACAUUUGGGAGCAGCAGAUCCUAUCCGUAGAUUGGAAUUUAUAGCCUGGUUUAGUAUACAAUUUCAUAAUGAUCUUUUAAUUAUCAAUCAUAUUCUAUGCAGUGAUGAAUCAAAAUGUACCAAUAAUGGCAUUAUGAACAAACAAAAUUAUAGAUACUGGGCUGAUACAAACCCACACUGGUCACGUGAAACUAAUUUUCAAAUGGCGUGGGGAAUAAAUGUAUGGUGUGGGUUAGUUGGUGGAAAACUAGGACUUUUUUUUUAUGAAGGAACACUAAAUGAUAGACGUUAUAAGUUUUUAAUCAACGAACUAUCAAGAUUAUUGAAUGAUGUUCCAUUAGACACACGAGAACAAAUAGUUUUCUAA